Patiria miniata (bat star) is the source of this 3154-nucleotide messenger RNA. RefSeq names its product leucine-zipper-like transcriptional regulator 1 (gene lztr1). Gene Ontology annotation, molecular function: protein binding. The record is from RefSeq and is a predicted model, not a curated record. NCBI's taxonomy places the organism in Eukaryota, Metazoa, Echinodermata, Asteroidea, Valvatida, Asterinidae. Gene Ontology annotation, cellular component: Golgi apparatus. The coding region runs from base 199 to 2067 and encodes 622 amino acids. The transcript has 17 exons.
UAUACUGGCGACAUCUAUUCAAACUCCAACCUGCAGAACAAGAAUGACUUGUUUGAGUACAAACUCUCUAACGGACAGUGGGUGGAGUGGAAGUUUGAAGGAAGACUCCCUCCAGCCAGAUCUGCUCACGGUGCGGCCGUUUACGAUGGAAAACUGUGGAUCUUUGCUGGUUACGAUGGAAACGCCAGGUUGAAUGACAUGUGGUGUGUUUCUCUGAAUGGAGACUCCAGAAGUUGGGAAGAGAUUCAACAAGAAGGUGACAAUCCUCCGACCUGCUGCAAUUUCCCAGUUGCCGUCGCUAGGGACAGCAUGUUUGUCUUCUCAGGACAGAGCGGUGCCAAGAUCACCAAUGACCUGUACAGGUUUUGCUUCCAAGAGAAGAGAUGGAGGAAGAUCCAGUCAGACCACAUCUUGAAAGGCACGCCUCCCCCUCCCCAGCGACGCUACGGGCACACUAUGGUGGCCCACGACAGACAUCUCUAUGUCUUCGGUGGAGCAGCUGAUAACACGUUGCCCAGUGAGCAAUAUUGCUACGAUCUAGACGCGGAAGAGUGGCAAGUGAUCAAGGUCUCGCCAGACAGUCAGAGUCCAUCAGGCAGACUGUUCCAUGCUGCUGCAGUGAUAGGGGACGCCAUGUUCAUCUUUGGAGGGACCGUGGACAAUAACGUUAGAAGCUCGGAGAUGUACAGAUUUCAGUUUGCGUCUUACCCACGAUGCACCUUGAAGGAUGACUUCGGAAGACUUCUUCUCAGUCAGCAGUUUACUGAUGUGGAGUUUCUUGUAGGCGAGAAAGGCACCGUUGUUCCAGGUCAUACAGCAAUCAUUAUACCCCGAUGCCGCUACCUCAGACACAAGAUAUCACAGGCUAAGGAGCGACAUUUAGCAGAACAGGGUGACUCCCAACCUGAGCCAGAGAGUUCUUGUCCUGCCAUGGACAGAGACGAGGCGAUCCGAGAGGGCAAAAACCUCAAGAAGCCGUACCAGGUGACCAUCAAGAACACUCGACCAGAAGCCUUCCAGCUCCUGCUGUGGUUUCUGUACACCGAUAAGGCCGAUCACAGGCCUCAGGAUAUACAGAAUUCUACAGAUAAAACCACAGAGUUUCUGCUUCUUCUCAUGGAUGUGUACAAACUAGCAUUGGAGUUUUCAAUCAGCCGCUUGGAGCACAUGUGUAUUCACUAUCUGUGGGUGUCCAUAACCAACUCCAAUGUUCUGCAAGUGCUGCAGGGGGCAAGCAAGCUCAAACUGGACUUGAUCAAGGAAUUCUGCAUGAACUUCGUAGUGAAGGAGAGCAACUACAGCGCCAUUGUCAUGAGCAAGGAGUUUGAAGGACUCAGCCAGCCCCUCAUGGUAGAAGUAGUCAGGAGACGCCAGCUAGCAUCAGGCAGACCCUACCAACAUGAAAAGAUGCCAGACUUCAACAAAUCAUAUGAAUGUCUAGAGCAGGACAUGGAGGGUUUCCUGAAGAGCAAGCUGGGCCAGGAGUACGCUGACAUCACGCUGAUGCUGGACGGUACGGCCAUCCCGGCCCAUAAGGCAGUCCUGGCCGCAAGGAGCAGCUUCUUUGAGGCCAUGUUCCGCUCCUUCAUGCCAGAGGAUGACUCUGUCAAUGUUAGCAUUGGUGAAAUGAUCCCAUCCAGACAAGCCUUUGAGUCUCUCCUUCAGUACAUCUACUAUGGAGCUGUCACAAUGCCACCAGAAGAUUCACUGUACCUCUUCUCGGCACCAGACUACUACAGUUUCUACAACAACCGCCUGCAGGCGUUCUGCAAGGAGAACCUGGAGAUCAACAUCUCGGUCCAGAAUGUAGUCCAGAUACUAGACGCGGCCGACCGAGUCGGGGCCAAAGAUAUGAAGGAUCAUGCACUGAAGAUUAUCGUCAAAAACUUCACCAAGGUGGCAGAAAAUCCCAAAAUGAAGAGCCUAAGCCAUGGUCUACUCUUGGAGAUCAUCAUGGCUUUGGCAGCACGGCUACAGAAGGUCAACCUCAAGCAACAAGCGAUAGAAGAACCCUCCCACGCAGCAUGGGCAUGCACUUCCGAUAAGUACGGACCUGAUAACUGGUAGACGGUAGACCGGGUACCAGUUAAGUUAACCUCCUGUAUUUAGCAGUGUACGAGCCAUUCCACGCAGCACAGGCAUGCAUGUUGGAUGAAUAACUGGUAUACUGUAGACUUGGGUACCAGUGACGUCAGCUUCAAAUGGAAAGGGUUUAAAGGACCAUCCCACACAACAUGGACUUCAGAUACGUGGUCUUGAUAGCUGGUAGACAGUAGACCAGGGCACCAGUUAAGUCUACUUUAAUGGGCAACAAACAAAAUGGGCAUUUUAACGUCAGAUAAAUACAGACCUGAUAACUGGUUAGUCUGAGUAUCAGCCGUUGUCCAGCGGAACCCUCUCUCUGUAUCCAACGUCUGAUAUAUCUAAGCAUGCACAUUUAUGCGAUCCUGCCUGUCAGCCACUUGGACUUUUGAAGCUGUGACGUCAUUUCAAUCAGAAAUGUGGACUAAGCUGUUGAUUGGUCAAUUUGGCUGCCAAGGUUUUGUAAUCCAACGGAUUACGGCAGACCCGAUAGAAGGCGCCCGCUGAAUGGUCAGAAUCUGGAGGUCAAGACGCGGUGUUGUUUUGCAUAAUUAAUCGCCGAAUCUGCGCAAAUGUCAUAGAUGCUUGUCUGCAAGUGGAUAUUCCAUAGACUAAUAACUGGUAGACUGUUCAAAAGUUUACCUGUGAAGUCAGCUUUGAAUUGCAAGCAACUGAAGAACCUUGUCAGGCAACAUGGGCUCGUACAGACAUGCAAUCAGACAACACAACUGAGGCCAUUCAGCAGCAAUUUGUACAAAAUGUUUUUCUUAAUAACAUCAGGUUACCACUGAGAAUGACGUGAUGUGACAUAACUUUGCCAAUAUAUGUUUUCACAUUCUGCUAGUUGGUCCUUGAAAUUGACUUGUGCAUGGUAGUCAGUACACCAGUGACUUCUGCAGUCAUGCCAUGAGCCAAUUGUAACCGUAUUUCUGUGAUGGAGAAUGGAGAUCUGUAAUCAUAAUUUGUAAAAUUAAUGUGUAUAUUAACAACAUAUGAAUCUUGUAUAAGACACUGAUGUAUGGCAAAUAUGAACGUAAGUCACACUAGUUUUGUGUUCACGUAUAUUUGGACA